AUGUGCAUUACAAACUCACAGAAGGGGAGAAAGAGAGAAAGAGAGAGAGAUUCACUUGCGACACCACGUUCUUUUGCCUACAUCUGUCUUUAUUUGUUUCUUUAUUUUUCUCUUUUGGUGCUUUGUCCAAAGGAAAAGGUUAGGGAGCAGCAGGCAGGCGUACUGCAACCCAUACUGAUGCCCUUAUUAACGCGUGGGCAGCGGCGGUUGCUGGAGUACGUAGGGCAUGACGGUGGAACGAAAGGCCUGAAGCGAAGACGCAUGGAGGACGUGGCGCCCGUCUUGCAUAAAAGGAAGCAAAAAUGGACUCGUAAAUUUACCACCGAGACGGCGUCAACCGAUGUUUCAUUGGCGGAGGUGCCGCUGAGCAGCGAGGUGCUGGAGUUUCUGCGGGAAUACUGCCCGAAGGCCCCCCGCAAGCUCCGUCAGAGCCAACUUCGUGUCAUCUCGGACCUCAGCGGCGCAUUUGGUGAGAACAGUGAAAAGGAGGAGGGAGAGACCUUCACCGUGAAGCGGGUGGAAUUGAAGGAAAAUGCCGAAGUGUUUGCCGUGGUGGCACUUGCGGCGCUGCAGAGGCGGGCUCUGUGGAGUGGUUCAACGCCACAGGGCGCGUCUCUUUUUGUUCUCGUAGAAACGGACGCGGAUGCAGCGGCAUUGGCUGCGCAUAUGGGAAAGACAUACAAAAUGACCCAGACGCUGGUGUUGGACGGCUCCCGUUUUCCGACGUUUCCGGCCGUUGAGAAGGAUGACGCGGCAACCGCCACAACGCUGGCGGAGCGCACGGCGUUGGUGAUUGCAUCUUUGCAGGCGUUUGUCACGGUGGAUGCGCGGAGUGCGAUUUGGAAAUUUAUUGGAGCUUACGCCAUUUGGUUGAAGUCGUCCAAACCCCCCGCCUUGCUGCAGGAAAUGGCAGACGGAACAAGAAGUGAGCUCGAGGAAAAAUUGUGCCGGCAGCGGUGGCGUUGUUUGGGACAUGCCUCGCUGGCUGUCGUCAUUGCUCCAUCGCGAGUCUCCCUCUUUGCACCCGUGACGGACACCUUAACGACAUCUGUGCCCAUUGACGACGGGGAGAAGAAGAAGAAUGCCGGCCGUGACAGCGCGGUGGACACCGGCAACAGUAAUAAAAAUACACAGACCGAAGAGAGGUGUACUCACACCGCUGCCACCAGGCGACGUCCUGUCACGGCACACUACGCAGUUGUGGAGGGCGCACACCGUUUUCAGACCCUCUACACUCUCAUUAUGAGCCUUCGUGAGGGACAGGGUCUCGUUGUGCAUUUUGCCACCAAGGAGGCCUGCCAAUUUAUGUAUAACGUUCUUUAUGCAUUAGGGGAACUGUCGAAAUCGCUGCUGUUGUUGACGGACUAUGAAGGACCCAGCACGUAUGCCUCUGUGCAGGACAAGGAUGAGGACCGAGAGCGUCUGUGUGCUCAAUUUGACAAGAUUAUGUUGGAUGCCGCGCGAAAAGAUUUUCCCACCAAACGCGAGAAGAACCGUGUGGUGGUUCUUUCUGCUUUCGGCCUUGUACCGCAGACGGGCACCAUUUUUGUUCAAUACGACAUCAUGGUUGACGUUGUGAACUUUGCCCAGUUUGUCAGCGACGUUCUGACGCCCGCCGCUUACAAUAUUGCGGCUACGGAACCAACGAAGCGGCGUCGCUCACGCACGCCGCCGCCACGCGGAGAUCGAAAAGAGUCUCAAGAAGGGGAUGUUGCGGCCGCUUCAAAGGCGACUCCCCCCAGUAAAGCGAUGUACCAAACGGUUUUGUUAUUUUUACGCCGAAAUGAACUGCAGCCCGCCUUGAGUUACCUUCAGCGCCCCGCAAAGCGACUAAAUAUAACCUUUGAGCAGCUACCGCAGCUUCCAUCCGCCACACGUUUUCUGUUGUCACUGCAGAAGAUGCGCUCACUGAACAAGAAGCAAUUUGCCGUACAAAACGCCGCAUACGCUGCGUACCGUGCGACCAUGUUGCUUUAUUCCCUCAUAGGCCCCUCGGAUGUCUACAAUGAGCGGUGUGUUGACCUUGCGAAGGUCGCCGAGGAGUUUGGCUACACGGAGGUUCCCAUUCUUGACCUCCGCACCCGCGACACGCCAUUCCGGCCGAAGGAAGACAUUUUCCGUGCGGCCGCAGAGCGUGCGGUGGUGGAGCGUCGCAAAAUGCGGGCGUACGUGAAUGAACACAUCGUGGGCGAGGCCCCAGAGGAGCACGUCGCCGACAGCAUGGCAGAGGCAGAGGAGUAA
Trypanosoma cruzi is the source of this 2241-nucleotide messenger RNA. RefSeq lists its product as uncharacterized. NCBI's taxonomy places the organism in Eukaryota, Euglenozoa, Kinetoplastea, Trypanosomatida, Trypanosomatidae. The record is from RefSeq and is a predicted model, not a curated record. The transcript has a single exon. Bases 1 to 2241 code for a protein of 746 amino acids.